CAGUGUGGCGAGGCGGGCGGGCAGGCAGCUCGGCUCCGCUGCGCUCCGCUCCCGGCCCCGCCGCCAUGCCGCCACCCGGGCCCCGCCGAGCCGCCUCCAGCCGCCGCCUCCUCCUCCUCCUCUUCGUCCUCCCGCUGCUCCGCCGGGCGCUGGCCGCCGCAGGGCUGGAGUACAGCGAGGUGCUGCCCGACUCCUUCCCCUCGGCGGCGGCGGAGACCCUGCCCCACUUCCUGCUGGAGCCGCAGGACGCCUACAUCGUGAAGAACAAGCCCGUGGAGCUGGUGUGCCGCGCCAACCCCGCCACCCAGAUCUACUUCAAGUGCAACGGCGAGUGGGUCAACCAGAACGACCACCUCACCAAGGAGAGCCUGGAUGAGCUCACCGGGAUGCUGGUGAGGGAGGUGCAGAUCGAGGUGUCCCGGCAGCAGGUGGAGGAGCUCUUCGGCUUGGAAGAUUACUGGUGCCAGUGCGUGGCCUGGAGCUCCGCGGGCACCACCAAGAGCCGCCGGGCGUAUGUCCGCAUCGCCUACCUACGGAAGAACUUUGACCAGGAGCCGCUGGGCAAGGAGGUCCCACUGGAGCACGAGGUCCUGCUGCAGUGCCGCCCGCCUGAGGGGGUGCCCCAAGCUGAGGUGGAGUGGCUGAGGAACGAGGACGUCAUCGAUCCCACCCAGGACACCAACUUCCUGAUCACCAUCGAUCACAACCUCAUUAUCAAGCAGGCUCGCCUCCUGGACACUGCCAACUACACCUGCAUGGCCAAGAACAUCGUGGCCAAGCGCCGCAGCACCACGGCGGCCGUCAUCGUCUACGUGAACGGCGGCUGGUCCACCUGGUCCGAGUGGUCUCCGUGCAACAACCGCUGCGGGCGGGGCUGGCAGAAGCGCACCCGCACCUGCACCAACCCCGCGCCGCUCAACGGAGGCUCCUUCUGCGACGGGCAGCCCUUCCAGAAAAUCCCCUGCACCACCCUCUGCCCAGUGGACGGCGCCUGGACGGAGUGGAGCAAGUGGUCAGCCUGCAGCACGGAGUGCACACACUGGAGGAGCCGGGAGUGCUCUGCCCCCGCGCCCCGCAACGGCGGCAAGGACUGCAGCGGCCUCCUGCUCGACUCCAAGAACUGCACCGACGGCCUCUGCAUGCAGAAUAAAAGAGUUCUAAGUGAGCCCAAAAGCCACCUGCUGGAGGCCACGGGGGAUGUGGCCCUGUAUGCUGGGCUGGUGGUGGCCAUUUUUGUCUUCCUGGUGAUCCUGAUGGCUGUGGGGGUGGUGGUGUACCGGAGGAGGUGCCGGGAUUUCGACACGGACAUCACGGACUCCUCAGCCGCUCUCACCGGAGGCUUCCACCCUGUCAAUUUCAAGACCUCCCGGCACGACAACCCCCAGCUGCUGCACCCCUCGAUGCAGCCGGACCUGACGGCCAGCGCCGGGGUGUACCGUGGCCCCAUGUACGCCCUGCAGGACUCCUCUGACAAGAUCCCCAUGACCAACUCCCCCCUGCUCGACCCCCUCCCCAACCUCAAGAUCAAGGUCUACAACUCCUCCACCACCACCACCUCCUCCUCACCGGGGCUCCACGACGGCACAGAUCUGCUGGGGGGAGUCCCCGCGACCGGCACCUACCCCGGGGACGGCAGCAGGGAUGGUCACUUUGCCAACGUGAGGAACAAAGCCCUGGGCUCCCAGCACCUCCUCAGCCUGCCCCGGGAGCCUGGCAACAGUGCCAGCGGCACAUUUGGCUACCUGGGAGGAAGGCUCACCGUACCAGGCACUGGGGUGAGCCUGCUGGUGCCCCACGGGGCCAUCCCCCAGGGGAAGUUCUACGAGAUGUACCUGGUCCUCAACAAGGCAGAGAACGCCCUGCUGCCCUCGGAGGGCACGCAGACGGUGCUGAGCCCGGCGGUGACCUGCGGCCCCACCGGCCUCCUGCUCUGCCGCCCGGUGGUCCUCACCCUGCCUCACUGCGCCGACGUCGGCUCCUCGGACUGGAUCUACCAGCUGAAAACACAGUCCCACCAGGGCAACUGGGAGGAGGUUGUGACCCUGGAUGAGGAGACCCUCAACACUCCCUGCUACUGCCAGCUGGAAGCCAAGUCCUGCCACAUUCUGCUAGACCAGCUUGGCACCUACGUCUUUGUGGGAGAGUCCUACUCCAGGUCGGCCAUCAAGAGGCUCCAGCUGGCAAUCUUUGCACCUACCAUUUGCACCUCCCUGGAGUACAGCCUCAAGGUCUACUGCCUGGAGGACACACCAGAUGCUCUGAAGGAGGUGCUGGAGCUGGAGCGGACGCUGGGUGGGUACCUGCUGGAGGAGCCCAAGCCCCUGCCCUUCAAGGACAGCUACCACAACCUGCGUCUCUCCAUCCACGACAUCCCUCAUGCACUAUGGAGGAGCAAGCUGCUGGCCAAGUACCAGGAAAUCCCUUUCUACCACAUCUGGAGCGGCAGCCAGCGAGCUCUGCACUGCACCUUCACCUUAGAGAGGUACAGCCAGGCCUCCACCGAGCUCACCUGCAAGAUCUGCGUGCGGCAGGUGGAAGGGGAAGGGCAGAUCUUCCAGCUCCACAUCGCGCUGGGAGAGCACACCAGCACCUUUGACACCCUGCGCUCCCACCACAGCGGCAGCAGCGCCACCACCAGCACCGCCCAGGUGGGACCCUAUGCCUUCAAAAUCCCCCUCUCCAUCAGGCAGAAGAUCUGCAACAGCCUGGAUGCCCCCAACUCCAGAGGAAACGACUGGAGGCUUCUCGCCCAGAAGCUUUCCAUGGACCGGUAUCUGAAUUACUUUGCCACCAAAGCCAGCCCCACUGGGGUGCUCCUGGACUUAUGGGAAGCCCAGCACCAAGACGACGGCGAUCUCAACACCUUGGCCAGUGCCUUAGAAGAGAUGGGCAAGAGCGAGAUGCUGGUGGUCAUGGCCACGGAGGGAGACUGCUGAUGAUGCUCCUCACAACCAGGAGGAUAAAAAACUGUGGUGGGGCAAGGGUUGGAAGACCCUUCCCUGAUGGCAGGAAGCGGGGAGGCACAUCCAGCCCCGGGCAGCGGCUGAGCGAGGAAGGGCCGAGGCCAGCGCUCCUCCCUCCCUCCCCGCGUCACUGUCAGCCUUAGAGACCCAUCCUCAGCGUUUACAAAGCAAUUCAAGUGUUACACAGCAUUCCUCUUCCUC
Molecule: messenger RNA, 3164 nt
Organism: Dryobates pubescens (Downy woodpecker)
Lineage: Eukaryota; Metazoa; Chordata; Aves; Piciformes; Picidae
Gene: UNC5B
Product: unc-5 netrin receptor B
Exons: 17
Coding region: 66-2936 (956 amino acids)
Biological process (GO): anterior/posterior axon guidance; netrin-activated signaling pathway
Cellular component (GO): membrane
Molecular function (GO): protein binding; netrin receptor activity
Source: RefSeq, a predicted model, not a curated record